Grus americana (Whooping crane) is the source of this 2847-nucleotide messenger RNA. Its product is annotated as SNF-related serine/threonine-protein kinase-like. The coding region runs from base 189 to 2126 and encodes 645 amino acids. Gene Ontology annotation, molecular function: protein serine/threonine kinase activity; tau-protein kinase activity; ATP binding. NCBI's taxonomy places the organism in Eukaryota, Metazoa, Chordata, Aves, Gruiformes, Gruidae. Gene Ontology annotation, biological process: intracellular signal transduction; microtubule cytoskeleton organization; protein phosphorylation. The record is from RefSeq and is a predicted model, not a curated record. Gene Ontology annotation, cellular component: cytoplasm. The transcript is spliced from 6 exons.
CGCAGCACCCGGCUGCUCCCCCAACGCACAGCACCCAGCCAGAACCUCCCUGCACAGCACCCAGCUGCCUUCUGCACCCCACGUGUCUGGAUGAAGACUACUCUUGGGUCAGGGGCAGGUUUGGCAGCCCCCUGUUCCCGUUCCCAAAGCCCGGCGCCCGAUGCCCGUCCCCGCCCGACGCUGCCACCAUGGCUGGGACGCAGGGCUGCAGCGAGGGGAAGAUCGCAGGGCUGUACGACCUGGAGCGCACGCUGGGCAAGGGCCACUUUGCGGUGGUGAAGCUGGCGCGGCACGUCUUCACCGGGCAGCGGGUGGCCGUCAAGGUGAUCGACAAGAGCAAGCUGGCCGGGGAGGCGGCGGGGCAGCUCCUGCAAGAGGUGCGCUGCAUGAAGCUGGUCCAGCACCCCAACGUGGUGCGCCUCUACGAGGUCAUCGACACCCACGCCAAGCUCUACCUCAUCCUGGAGCUGGGUGACGGCGGGGACAUGUUCGACCACAUCAUGCGGCACGAGGGCGGGCUGGCCGAGGCGCGGGCCAAGCACUACUUCGCCCAGAUCGUCCACGCCAUCUCCUACUGCCACAAGCUGCACGUGGUGCACCGUGACCUCAAGCCCGAGAACGUGGUCUUCUUCCAGGAGCAGGGGGUGGUCAAGCUCACCGACUUCGGCUUCAGCAACCGCUUCCAGCCCGGCAAGAUGCUCACCACCAGCUGCGGCUCGCUGGCCUACUCGGCGCCCGAGAUCCUGCUCGGGGAUGAGUACGAUGCCCCGGCUGUCGACAUCUGGAGCCUGGGGGUCAUCCUCUACAUGCUGGUGUGCGGCCACCCCCCCUUCCAGGAGGCCAACGACAGCGAGACCCUCACCAUGAUCAUGGACUGCCGCUACACCGUCCCCCCGCACGUCUCGGCACAGUGCGCUGAUCUCAUCUCCAGGAUGCUGCAGCGGGACCCGAAGCAGCGAGCCUCCCUGGAGCAGAUCGAGGGUCAUGCGUGGCUGCAGGGGGUGGACCCGUCCCCCGCCAGCCGGUCCCUGCUGCCCCUCACCUCCCACAAGCGCGUGUCCGAGGAGGAGCACGAAAUCAUCCUGCAGGCCAUGACGUGUGGGAACAUCGCGGAUCGGGACACCAUCCAGGAGGCGCUGGAGGCCGACCGCUACAACCACAUCACGGCCACGUAUUUCCUGCUGGCGGAGAGGAUGCUGCGGGAGAAGCAGGAGAAGCAGGGCCACCGCCUCAGCCUUGUCUACAACCUGGCCAAGGAGGUGCAGAGCAGGACCAACUUAUCGGACACGUUUGGCUCCGGGGGCAGUGCCAGCGGCCUCCUGCCCUUCACGGAGGUGCCAGGCGGCCUCACCAAGGGCCCCCGGCUGCCCCCCCUGCCCACCGGAGGGGACAUUGGCGGCCGGCAGCCCCCCGGGACUCUACUGAAGGUCCCCGCCGUUGACACCGCCAUCACCAAAAGCACCCCGGCCCUGCAGCAGAUCUGCGAGGAGGAAGAGGAGGAGGAGGAGGACGAGGAGGGGAGGCCCAGUGCCAUGGAGAGGAAAAGCAGCUCUCUGAACCAGGAGCAGAUGCGAGCCUUCCUGCGUGCCCGCCGCCCGGCCGGCCGCGGGGAGGUGUGGGGGCUGGGGGCCGAGCUGGGGGGCUGGGGCAGGCGCCCGGGGGUGGCCUGGGCUGGGAAGGGCGUGAGCGGGGGCCGGGGUCCCCCGGCGAUGCGGGGGAACGGAGCCAAGCCCGCCAGGAGGGAGGAGGACGUGGAGCUCGGGGGCUCCUCAGCGGAGCCCCCCAGGGAGAGGGGAGCCACCCCAUCACCACGGAGCGGCUCUGCUGGGGUCCCCCAGGCGCAGGGGGCAGAGCCAACCGCCGCCGCCCUCCCGGCCCCCGCGGACAAGUCUGGGGCACCCGCCAGCCCGGCCCGGCGGUCAGCGGAGAGCUCGGGCCUGGGGGGGACCGAGGGGGGCCCAGAGAGUGUGAUCAAGCUGGACCCGGGCAAGAGCAAGGGCGGCAGCCUGCGGGACAGGCUCUUGCAGUUCCCGCUCUGCGAGAAAGCCCUGGCCUUCAAAAUCCGGCCGGGCUCCAAGGAGAGCCUCCUCUCCCUGGGGCAGUUCAACUGCUGCCACGUCAUUUAAUCCCCGGGGCGGGGGUCCAGGAGGGUGCUCACUACCCCCCCACCUUUGGUCCUGCCUGUGGCCGUGGGGCUGGCAGGGGGCACGGUGCCCCUGCUUUGUCACCUGUGGCGGCCACCCCGCUAGACCCCCCCCCCCCGGGAGGGGACUGCCCAGGGAGGGGGGUGUGAGGCGGGCUGGGGUCUGUCCGGCGUGUCCCCAAACCCCCGGGGCUGCCGGGGCAGCUCCACGGUGCCGCUGGGGUUGCAUAGACCACGACACAUUUUUUUUAACUACUAGAAAUAAUUUUUUUAAAUAGUCUAUUUUAAUGUAAUUAAAUAGAGAUUGCUAUAUCCCCACCCCAAACCCCUCCAGGGGACGGUGGCCCCCCAGCCCCGCAGCGUGGUGCAUGGCCCCGGGGCCAGGCCGUCCUGCCUGGGGCAAUCGCUUGUCUGCCUGCAGCCCCCCCCCCCUCCCCGCCGUCCCCCCCACGCCGCCGGGGCCAGGCGCAGCCCUGCACGCAGCCGCGCGUGACCCAAGGCCAUCACCCCCCCACACCCCCCUUUCGGGCCUCCCCCGCAAAUAAGCUUCCUAUUUAUUAUCUCUUUGUUUUCUUGCUGGCAAGAAAUGAAUGACGACUGAGGCGUGGGGCCAGAGCUCGGCCCGAGCUGUGCGGCGCACGCAUGGAAAGGAUCGGAGCCGCUGGGAAGCAAAGUUCAUCGGGCUCAAUAAAAAUAAGCUCGUG